AUGCUGCUCGGUAGAUCCACUUUCGAGUAUGUCCUCGUCAAAGCAGUCAUAUACUUCUUCAGCUACCUUGGCCUCGUUUGCCUCGCAUACUUCUACCUGGUAUUGUCCAUUGGCGGUGUCAGGUUGAUUGCGCACCCUGUUUCCAUCGCGAUAGAAGUUCUCGGUGCGAUCGAAAUCCUGUUCUACCUCUUCUGGUUUCUACCGUACUGCUCUUAUCUACGCAAAAAGAAAGCGUUGUUUCCUCCGCCAUUGAAUCGAGAACAUCGACAAGACUUGUUCGAUAGGAGUCUAGCCGUGACCUCGGAUAUUGAGCUCUAUGUCAAAAAAUGGAUGUGUGGGGCAAAUUUGGAAGAUUUGAGAAGGGAAAACGUGAAAGAGUGGUUACUAUGGGCAUUAUUUGACAGAGAAGGUCCGCCGGGAGAAGACGACGAGGAGCUAGAAGGAUAUGUCGAGACGGUUGAGGAGACGCUGGGGAGGAAUAUUAGGCCUGGAUGGGGACCUGUAAGCUGUGUCCGACUGAACUUCCGGAAGUUUUCAGUCUCGCAUCGAAGUCUGACCUACUACAUGGUAAUCCUGCUGUUCCAAACCACAGGACGGCUACUGACUAGUUCUCAGAUGAUUGGCACCAUAGACUUCUUCUCAUCAAUGAUCCUACUCGCAUCAGGCUUCAGCUUCUACCGUCAACCGCGCGUCAAGUUCUUGAAGACCUUUCCACUCCGUCCACUCACGCUUUUCGCGCCCAAACAGUCAGCCUCUCCGAACUUCAGCUACUUUUACCGCCCGCACAAAUCUACUACGCACCGUCCGAUAGUCUUCGUCCACGGCCUCGGUAUCGGCCUUGCCAUCUACAUACCCUUCUUCCUCAUGCUACCAAAGGACAUUGGCAUCCUCGCCAUCGAGGUCCUUCCCAUAUCGUCUCGCAUAACAGAAGCAGGGCUCCUUCCCGCCGAUCAAGUGCGCGAAAUCGGCGACAUAAUCACGCAGCAGAACAUUGAAUCGUUCGUUUUCAUCGGUAACUCCUACGGCACCUUUUUCACGAAGUUGUUCCUAGAAAACCCCUUCCUCGCAAGCCGCAUGGCACGUAUUGUCCUCAUGGACCCCGUCGCCAUCCUGCUCCACAUCCCGGACUUAGCGUACAAUGCAACGAGUCGAGCACCAGUGCAUCCCAAUGAGAUAGAGAUCGCGUGGGCUGCAAUGACAGAGCCGGACAUCGCGUUCACACUCGCGAAACGGUUCUGCUGGCGCAGCCACAUACUCUGGCAAGAAGACCUUCUCAGAGUCCCUACGACCAUCGUAAUCGGAAGUGAUGACUGCCUCGUGAAUGCGGAAGCCAUCGCCGCAUAUAUCACGAAAGGAGCGCCUCAGCCAGAUCCUGCAUCCGUGGAGUCGAAACCAGAUCUACAGUGGUCGUGGGCAGACCGGAAAUCUUGGGAGCGGAACGAGUGGAGCGGCGAAGGAUUAGAACUGUACUGGUUGGAGGGUUAUGAUCAUGGGCAGGGAAUCUUCUCAUCUCGUGUUUUGCGGAAUAUAGUGAAGCUUGUUGAGCGGUAUUGUGCGAGAGACACGGACGAGGCGGACGUUCCUCCUGAGAAGGAACUUCCGCAGCCGCCCGGAGAUGCUGAUGUCGAAGGGUUUGAGCUGGUCUCGAUAUUGAAAGGGAAGGAGGCUGAAGUGAAUACACGGAGAGACUCGGGCAAUAGUCAGUCAAUCUGA
Molecule: messenger RNA, 1713 nt
Organism: Didymosphaeria variabile
Lineage: Eukaryota; Fungi; Ascomycota; Dothideomycetes; Pleosporales; Didymosphaeriaceae
Exons: 1
Coding region: 1-1713 (570 amino acids)
Source: RefSeq, a predicted model, not a curated record